This is a messenger RNA of Thecamonas trahens ATCC 50062, 1181 nucleotides long. RefSeq lists its product as uncharacterized. Bases 1 to 1164 code for a protein of 387 amino acids. The record is from RefSeq and is a predicted model, not a curated record. The transcript is spliced from 2 exons. Gene Ontology annotation, molecular function: catalytic activity. NCBI's taxonomy places the organism in Eukaryota, Apusomonadida, Apusomonadidae.
AUGUCUGGAGCGGCGCGGUGGGCUCUGUGCGCGGUGGUGGCGGCGCUGAGAUCCAAAGACUCGGCAGCGGACGUGGGCUGCGUGUUUGUGGAUCCGACCGAGACGCGGCUGCUCUCGCUCUCGUACAACGGCUUCCCGAAGACUCGCGGCGGCCCGUUUGGCGAUCCGGAAAUUGCGCUGCGGAUGUACAAGGCCAGAUUCAUCGCUGGCACCGUCUCGGCGCUGCUGCUCAAGCGGCACUUUGUCAUUCACUCGGAGGUCAACGGGCUGGUGCACAUGGCCAAGCACGCGUUUGUCCGCGGGCUGGUGUGCUACGUCACGCUCAUCCCGUGCCACGAUUGCGUGCGGAGGCUGGUGGCGGCGGGGGUGGCGCGGGUGACGUAUCUGUUCGAGAAUGGCAAGUACGGAUACGAUACGAGCGUGCACGGGGUGGCGGAGGCCGAGCAUGGGAUGGCGAUCACGCAGCUGGCCGGGCGCGACCGGGCGGCGCUGCUGGAGACGUUGGCGGUGAGUGAGGACGAGCUGCGGCGACUGCUGUUUGGGACGCGCGAAGCGCCGGUCGGACACUCGAUGUCGUGGAUCCGGACGCUUGGCACGCUCGCGCACGCUAUCUCGGCGCGACGAUCCGGGAGCUCGUCGGCGUGCGUCCUCGUCUCGGACAACUACGCCAUCAUCGCGACCGGGGUCGCCGAGGCCGCGCAGCCGGGAGCACCAUCGUCACCAUCGGCUGUUGAGAGCGCCGUGUUCGCCAACCCGACUGCCGGCGGCGUGGCGUGCUUUGUCACGCAGGUCCCGCUAGCUGCCGACGUCCUUCUCCUUGCCCAGUACGGGGUCCAAGACAUUUUCCUCUCGUGCCCGAUGCCGCAUGCCCGCGCGUUUCCAAGGCAGGCCGGCCUCUCGCCGCCCGACAUCGACUUUGCGUCGACGGCCUCGCUCCUCGGUGCCAUGCUCAAAGACGACCUCGAGCGCGACGUCAUUCUCAAGCUCACCGAGGUCCUUGGCCUCCGCCUCCAGUUCCUGGCGUGGGAGUCGCCGCGCGAGUCCGACGCUUGCGUCGAGGUCCACAUCUCGCGCCUUCGCGACGUCAUUCGCCAGCGGGCCGACCGGGUCGGCAUCGCGCUUGCCGCCGAUGCCGAGACCGGCAGCGCCAGCGGUGCCGAGUAAGUAACAGAAUACAGGAG